This is a messenger RNA of Copidosoma floridanum, 576 nucleotides long. It is a transcript of the gene Pfdn6, whose product is annotated as prefoldin 6. Gene Ontology annotation, cellular component: prefoldin complex; cytoplasm. Gene Ontology annotation, molecular function: protein-folding chaperone binding. Lineage: Eukaryota; Metazoa; Arthropoda; Insecta; Hymenoptera; Encyrtidae. Gene Ontology annotation, biological process: protein folding; chaperone-mediated protein complex assembly. The record is from RefSeq and is a predicted model, not a curated record.
UUCAUGUAACAUAAUAGAAGCGAUAUAAUUGUUUGAAUAAAUUAAAAAAAAUUUUAAUAAUUUUUCAACGAAAUUCAGAAUUCAUAGUCUUUUAAAUUUUCGGAAUUUUAUUAAAGUAGGUACUACAUUAGACCGCUUAAAAAUACUCUUUCCUAGUUAUAUGCAUUAGUUAAGCAAUCAAUAGUUGAGAAAUGGUUGACACACAAAAACAUUUACAAGAUGAAAUUGACAAAUAUAAGCAAGUUCAAAAAGAGUACCACAAGGCUUUAACUAAAAGGCAACAAUUGGAUGGGCAAUUAAAUGAAAACACUGUUGUACAACAAGAGCUAGAGCUUCUGCAAAAUGGAAAUGAUGUAUAUAAGCUUAUAGGACCUGUCUUAGUAAAACAAGAAUUAAUUGAAGCGAAAGAAAAUAUUCAAAAGCGCAUCAAAUUUAUUACGUCUGAAAUGAAACAAACAGAAGGUUUGAUUUUGUCAUUAGAUGAAAAAAAAGAAGUUCAUAGAGAAAAUCUAGAAAAACUGCAACUAUCAUUUCAUCAGGCUCAAGUAAAAACUAAAACAAAAGCUUAAAAUGUUA